AUGUGUAGACAUAAAGAGAUAACCGUGUUUUCCUUUGUGUGUGUGUGUGUGUGUUUUGCUGUUCUAGCUGACAACCAUGUCAACAACAUCUGCAGCACUUGGGGCACGCAGCACUUUAAGACCUUUGAUGGUGAUGUGUUCCAGUUUCCUGGCUCGUGUGAGUACAACCUGGUCAAAGACUGCCGCACGUCCGAGAAUAAGUUUUCUGUGCACAUUAGACGAGAAGAAAAUGAUGGAAACAUUACAAUAAGUUAUGUUGUGGUCACCAUCUCUGAAAAUACAUUCAACCUAACCAAAACUGAGGUAGCUGAAAAUGGGGAUCCAGUCACUCUGCCUCACUACAGUGGGGGAGUAAAGGUGGAAGAAAGUACAUUUUACAUCAGGCUUCGAGCGACCAAAGUCGGCAUUAUAGUCAUGUGGAACCUUGAAGAUGCAGUCAUGGUGGAAGUUUCAAACAGAUACAAGAACCAAACUUGUGGCCUUUGUGGAGAUUUCAACGCCGUUCCUGUCUAUGAUGAGUUCAUGGAUAAUGGUUUUAAAAUGACCCCCAUUGAGUUUGGAAUCAAACACAGAGUCCAUCUGCCAAACGAUGAAUGCAAAGACCCUCAUGUAGAAGAUGAUGAAUCAAAGACGAAUGUGUCAGAUUCAUGCAAAGCAUUUCAAACCUUCUGUGAACAAAUAUUUCACGAAGACUCCUGGAGUUCAUGCGCCGGCCUGAUUAGUGCUGAAUCUUUCAUCCAGGCCUGUGUGGUAGACAUGUGUGCCUGUAACAAAGAUACCAGUGACUUGUGUGUCUGCAGCACAAUGUCUGAGUUUUCUCGUCAGUGUUCGCAUGCAGGAGGACAACCACCCAACUGGAGGAGACCUGAUUUCUGUGGUAAACAGUGUCCCUACAACAUGAGGUAUGAAGAAAGUGCUUUUCCUUGCAUGGAUACUUGCACACAUCAGGACACCAGAUUAGUGUGUGAGGAACACAAAACAGACGGCUGCUUUUGUCCUCCUGGAACGGUGUUUGAUGAUAUUUCUGAGAGGGGCUGCAUCCCUCGGUCUGAGUGUCAGUGCAGGCAUGACAUAAUCUACGAAUCCGGAGAUGUUUACCGCCAUGAAAAAACAAACUGUACUUGUUCAGAGGGGAAGUGGGAGUGUGAGACUUUCGAGAGACCGGCUACCUGUGCAGUUGAGGAAGGUUCACAUUUCACAACUUUUGAUGGUACAACCUUUACCUUUCAUGGAAAUUGUAUUUAUACCCUGGCCAAGGUGGAGAGCAAGGAUGGAGUAAGUCCAAACUUUACUAUUCGGGCCCAUUUAGACCAGUGUGCACAAAAAAGGGCUGAUAUUUGUCUAAAGGCUCUUAAAAUCCAUCUGGGCACAGAUAAUGUAUUAAUGUUUACAUCUGAGGGAAAAGUGCAGCAGAAUAUGGAGGACAUCAGUUUGCCAUAUUACUCAGGGGACAUCAGAAUAUUUCAUGCUUCAUCCUUUCAUAUCUUGCUCAACGCCAAGUUUGGCCUCCAAAUUCAGAUCCAGCGAGUUCCUGUUAUGCAAGUCUACAUCAGUCUGGAAAGCAGCUACAAAGAAAAGACAAGUGCAUGUUCCUCAGGUUUAUGUGGAAACUAUAACAUGGCUUUGAAUGAUGAUCUGAAGACUCCUCAAGGUUGCCAAGAAGGAACUGCAGUAACUUUUGGUAAUUCUUGGAAGGCCGACCAAACAUGCCCAGACGCAGGCAAAGAACUUGAUAGACCCUGUACCGUCAGUAUGGAAACUGAGAAUUAUGCCAAACACUGGUGCGAAAUGCUCAGAAAUUCAAAUGGUUCAUUUGCAAAUUGCCAUUCAGAGGUGAAUCCUGACUAUUACUACAAGGUACAACAACAACCUCUUCUUUCAGAUUUUAAUUCGAUUUUAUUGGACCUUAAUUUUCUUAAAGUGUUCUUUUCUCUGCAGCGCUGCCUUUACUCCACCUGCAGCUGUGAGAAAAGCGAGGACUGCUUAUGUGCUGUCUUCACCUCUUAUGGUCGAGCUUGUGCAGCAAAGGGAAAGUUUGUGACAGAUUUUGGAGACCAAUGUGAGAAACACACAAAGAGCUGUCCAUCAACUCAGAUCUUCACGUACAAUCACCGGAGAUGCCAGCUGACUUGUAGUUCACUGAGCUCAGAUCAGCGGAGCUGUACUUCACAUUUCUUGCCUGUGGUUGGCUGUUUCUGCCCUGAUGGUCUCUAUCUGAAUGAAAACGAUGCUUGUGUACCCAAAGAAGAAUGUUCCUGUUUCCAUAAAGGAGAAUACAUUGAGGCAGGAAAGUCUCUCAACAUUGAUACUGAGCACUGUGUUUGCGACAAUGGAAUGCUUCACUGCCAUCCCCGGAAAAACCAGUCCUUCGCAUGUCCUGCUUCAAAAGUGUACUUCAACUGCUCCUCUACAAGCGCCAAGACCCUUGGACCACAAUGUGCUAGAAGUUGCAUGAAUCUGAUUGACAAUGUUUGCGAUGCAUCAGAUUGUGUCUCCGGCUGCAUGUGUCCUCCUGACCAGCUGGAUGAUGGCAAAGGCUCCUGUGUGAAAAAUGAAAGUGAAUGUCCAUGCCAGCACAAUGGUAAAUUCUAUAAACCUGAAGGGACAUUUCAUCAAGAUUGCAACCUCUGUACUUGCAGAGGCGGAAAGUGGAUAUGCACAAUGAACAAUUGUUCACAGAGCUGCAUUAUUUAUGGAAGUGGACAUCACAGAACAUUUGACAUGCAACAAUAUGAGUUUCAAGGACAUUGUUCUUAUGUUGCUAUCAAGAACAAUUGUUUUAAUAAAACAGCAGAGAGUGACAUUGAAGUCAUCACAGAAGAUGAACCAUGUGGAUCCACAGGCACAACAUGUUCCAAAACUGUCAGGAUUCAGCUUGGGAGAAAUGUGAUCACCCUCUCAGAUGGAACAUAUAAAAAGGAAGUUUUAGAAAAUGGCACAAAAAUAGGAUAUCGAAUAAUAAAUCGGGGCUUUUAUAUUGUGCUAGCUUCUGAUAUUGGCCUAACUGUAAUUUGGGAUCGCAAAACAUAUUUUGUUAUCCAGCUGGAAUCACAAUUCAUGGGUGAAGUGUGUGGCCUGUGCGGAAACUUUGAUGGUAACGGAGAGAACGACUUCACCACCCGGAGUGGGUUGGUAGUGAGCAGCCCACUAGAGUUUGCAAACAGCUGGAAAGGGGACAGCUCUUGCUCAGAUGUGGAUAAACUUGUUGACGCUUGUGAAGAAGCACCUCAUCGAGACCACUGGGCAAAAAUGAAGUGCAACAUCAUAAAUGGAGACACAUUCAAAGAAUGCCACUCCAAGGUAGAGCCUCGUCUGUUUUAUGAAAACUGUGUGAAAGACACAUGUGCCUGUGACACUGGAGGGGACUGUGAGUGUUUCUGUUCAGCUGUUGCAGCUUACGCUCAAGCUUGCAAUGAAGCUGAUGUUUUGAUUUCAUGGAGAAGUCCAGAAAUCUGUCCUGUCUUUUGUGAUUACUACAAUCAUGAUGAUUGCUUAUGGCACUACCAUCCUGGGACUCCAGAGACAUACCAGACCUGUUCAAAUUAUUUUCUACAUGUUCCAAAGCUUGAAGGUUGUUACCCUCGUUGCCCAGAACAUGCUCGAGUUUUUGAUGACGAAUCAAAAAAAUGUACGUCAACAUGUCGACAGGAGAAAUUAACUACAACUCCAGCCACUCCAACAUCAACUAAAUCUAUCACUACAACAAACACUGCUACCACCACAGAAUCAACAACAGAAUUUACAACUAAAACUGAAACACCAACUACAACCCCAACAACCACAUCAACUGAGUCUACAACUGUAACAUAUCCUACUACAACCACAACUCCCAUCACAGAAUCCACAACACCAACACAAUCUACUACUACAACUGAAACACCAACUACCAGUAUAGAAUCCACAACACCCUCAACUAAAUCUACAAGCAAAACACCCGCUACUACCACAACCUUUACAACAGCUUCCGAAUCAACAACCGUGGAAAUUACUACAACUGAAUCAGCCCUAACCCGUUCUACAGGUUGUCCUAAAUGGAAUAAAAUGCAAAAUGAGACCUUUUAUUUUUGCAACUGCACCAUGGCCAAAUGUAUUGGAAGUAAUACUCUUCAAAUAGUGCCCUAUGAAUGUCCACCCAUCAAAAACAUAACUUGUUCCAAUGGAAGAAGUCCUGUUCUGGUAUAUGAUGAAUAUCAAUGCUGCCAACAUUAUCAAUGUGACUGUGAGUGCAAAGGGUGGGGAGAUCAUCAUUACAGCACAUUUGAUGGACUAUCCUACAAAUACCAUGGAAACUGUUCCUAUUAUUUGAUGAAAGAAAUUGCAACAAGGGAUGACUUGGAAAUUUACAUUGAUAACAUGCAUUGUGAUCCUUUGGAAGAUCCUUCAUGUCCUCAGUCUUUAAAUGUAAACUAUGGAGCAGAACAUAUCAAACUGUCCUAUUUUAUUCUCAAUGGACAACCAGAUUUGAAGGCAUUUACAAAUGACGUGAGUCAAAAGCUCCCUUAUUGGAAACAAGGUGUUAAAGUGAUGAGCACUGGCACUAAUUUAGUUUUAGAGAUCCUUCGUCUAAAUGUGGUUGUUAAAUUUGGAAGAACUGGAUUUAGUAUCAACCUUCCAUACAAGUACUUUGGAGGAAACACACAGGGUCAUUGUGGAACUUGCACCAACAGUCAAGCUGAUGACUGCUGGCUGCCUGGAGGAACAGUAUCAGAAGGUUGCACUAAAAUUGCUGAUGGCUGGCUUCUAGAGAAAGAUAAAGGCUGCAAGCCUGGAGGAGAACCGCCUUCAAAACCUCCAUGCAGUGCAAGUUCUGUAUGUGAACUCCUUAAGAGCAGCGUCUUUGCUGAAUGCCAUUCCCGGAUCUCUCCAGAUAAUUACUACAAAGGAUGUGUUUCUGAUAGCUGCCUUGUUCACAACGGAGCGAAUGCAGUGGAAUGCUCAAGUUUAGCGAGUUAUGCUGCUGCCUGCUCUGACGUUGGAGUUUGUAUUCACUGGAGGAACCACACUGAUCUAUGUGCCAGUGACUGCCCAUCAGGCAAAAUUUAUAAACCUUGUGGACCUGCAUAUCAACCAACUUGUGAGGAUAGUCCUAGUGAUCCAGGUAUGGACUUCACUACAGAGGGCUGCUUUUGUCCUGCAGGGAUGAAACUGUUCAGCAGAGAAUCAAAAAUAUGUGUUAAAAAUUGUGGCUGUCUUGAUCCUAAUGGGAUGCCCCGUGAGUUCAAUGAGACAUUUGAAUACCAAUGUCAGAACUGUGUGUGUGAUGAGUCCACCAAAACUGUGAUCUGCAAGCCUAAGAAGUGCCCACACAGAACUUUACCAAGAUGCAUGGGUCCAGAUUAUGUCCUUGUCAAUAAAACUGAUCCAUCAAAUCCCUGCUGCGUUGUCCACGUUUGCCAAUGUCAGAUCCACACUUGUCCGGACAUCAACAUGAACUGUGAUGUUGGAUUCAAGCCAAACAUCAGUGUUCCAGAGGGAAAAUGCUGUCCAGAACUUAGAUGUGUACCUAAAAGAGUCUGUGUGCUAAAUGAUGUUGAAUACUGGCCUGGUUCUUCAGCUCCUGGCCAGAAAUGUGAGAACUGCUUCUGUUCCUCAAACUCUUCAUCUGGUGGUCUGAUGGAAAUAAAGUGUGAGAAGCAGCAGUGUGAAGAAACAUGCAGAAAGGGAUUCAAAUAUGUAAAAACCAACUCAGAUGAUUGCUGUGGGACGUGUGUGCAGACACACUGUGUGUUCAGUGUUAAUGGCACUGAGACACUCUUAAAGGAAGGAGAAACCUGGUCACCACCAGAAAAUAAGUGUGAAAGUAAGACUUGUGUUAAGAAUGGUGAGACUUUUACAGUCACCAACAAACACAUCAUUUGCCCAGCAUUCCAAGAGAGCAACUGCGAGAAUGACACAAUUCAGACUGCAGCAAAUGGUUGCUGCAAAAUCUGUGUGGAAAAAGAGAAGGCCUGCAGACUGGUUAACCAGAUCACUCCUAUCAACCACAAUGGCUGUCAGUCUGAGUUGAAUAUGCCGUCAUGUGAAGGAUCAUGCGACACUUUCACCAAGUACUCUGAAGCAGCAGCUGCUAUGGAGCAUUCCUGCUCCUGCUGUAAGGAGAGACGCACCAGCAACCGCACUGUUACCCUGGCGUGUGAAGCUGGUGCGGACGUCCAGUUCACUUAUGUGCAUGUGGAGGAGUGCGGCUGUGGUCACACAGAGUGCACCACACCUGCUGCACUGCAUGUUCGCAGAAAGCGACGCUUCACACUGCAGUGACACAAUCCUCUGUCCUCACAUGUGAGAUAAUCAUUUAAUUAAUCACUAAAUCUCUAAUAAGGUGCAACAUGCUUUAUGGAGUUCAUAUAUCAGUUGAUUGAA
Poecilia reticulata (guppy) is the source of this 6360-nucleotide messenger RNA. Lineage: Eukaryota; Metazoa; Chordata; Actinopteri; Cyprinodontiformes; Poeciliidae. The record is from RefSeq and is a predicted model, not a curated record.